AUGACUGAAGCACAGGUUGGAUUGCUUUAUAACCUUGCAGCCAUUAUAUCCAAAUCACAAAAUAACGAAAAACUUAAAAGUUAUUAUCUAAUGCGAUGCAAGGACAUCACUCGAGGCUAUGGAUUACCAGACAAACAUUUUUCUUCCAAAAAAAGAUGCCCAAACUGUUGUAUUGAAUGGACUAAUCGUACUGAAAUUAAAGUGAGGUCAAUUAAACUCAGUAGAAGACAAAAACAAAGAUUGAAAUCUCGUAAAGUUACUCACAACAAAAAAGAAUGUAUCAGACGUAGAAAGGAUUUAUUGAACAGUAAUGAAUUAGAACAAAUCUGCUCAUUUUGUAAAAAAAGCACUAUCACACCAAUUCUAAAACCACUUAAGCAAAAGCCAAACCUAUCCAUAGAAGAGAAAAAAAUAGUUCCAGUGGAAACUACAAACACUACUAAUAAACAUAAAAUUAAUAAUAAAAAAGACAAGUCUAAAGCAAAGAAAGCAGUCAAUGUUUAUGCCAGUGCGUUAGAUGUAUUUUCACUAAAGAAUAAAAGCAAUACACUAUCCAGUACUAUAACAGAAAAACCAAAAGUGAUACAGAACAACAAAAAGAAAAAAGAUAAGUUUGCAGGAUUGUGCCAAAAAGCUGUGCUAGCUUCAGCUAAACUUAAAGAAAAGAAAAGUCAACAAAAUAAAUUAAGUUUAUUUUUAAAACCAUCAAAUAAAGAUUAA
This is a messenger RNA of Arctia plantaginis, 720 nucleotides long. The record is from the annotation of a GenBank genome assembly. Lineage: Eukaryota; Metazoa; Arthropoda; Insecta; Lepidoptera; Erebidae.